CCCGUCAGCGACGCGUUAGCAUAAUAAGCAGGCAAAACCACACCCCCCUUUCGGCCUCAGAUCUCCUUUACCCGCCUCGCCGCCGGUCGCCGCCCGCCGCCGCCGCCGCCGUCACAGCCAGGGAAGAACUCCGUUCGCCAUGGAGGGCGUGGGCGCGCGGCUCGGGCGCACCUCGGCCCGCUACGGCACCACGACGACGUUCACGGGGCCCGUCAGGAAGUGGCGCAAGGACUGGGUGCCCGUCGCCGCCGCCGCCGCCGCGGCGGCGGCGGCGGCGUCGGCCGCCUCCUCCACGGCGGGGGCCGGAUCCCGCGGGAACAAUCUCGUGCUCUUCAAGUGGACCCCGAUGAACGGCGCCAACGGCAACGGGGGCGGAGGAGACGGAGACCAGGCGGCGGCGGCGGCCGCCGCCGCGGAGGAGGAGAAGGCCACGAAACGGCGGCGGUACGUGCCGGUUUCUGUAGUUGAAGAUGAAAGGCAAGAAUCUGGAAAAUCUGACGAUGAAAAUAAGGCAAAUGAUGGAGAACCAUCAUCCGCCGAAACUGAGCCAUCUAAUGGAAAAACUAAUAUUAAUGAUACACCAAUGGAUGAAUCUCAGGCAUCAGAUGAGGCCCGAUAUUCUGGCAAAAAUGGCGGUGGAACCGACCUAAAUUUAAACUUGGGUCUGAAGGACCCUGACGGAGACAAUGAUAUUGAUACUGAAGAACAAGAUGCUGAAAACAACACACACACAGAAAAUAGGCUGAAGAGGAAAUCUGUAGCUCCUGACCUUGAGAUGAGAAUGUAACCGGCUGCUUCAUUUAUUCCUUGGAUUCUUUACUAUCUGCCUUUGGGCCUAUUGUGCAAACUUUCUUGACAUAUUGUCAUAUUUAGAGGCAAUUCAACACGAUAGCUUACAGGACCAGCUAUAGUAAAAUGUCUGAACUGAACAUUAUUAAGUCAAAAUUUUCUCGGUCUGUUGAACAUCUGAAAAGUAGUAGUUUUAUGUUCAUCUUCAAGUCCCUGCAUGACUGGUAAUGUUUCAUACUACA
Messenger RNA from Oryza sativa Japonica Group (Japanese rice), 1031 nucleotides. RefSeq lists its product as uncharacterized. The record is from RefSeq and is a predicted model, not a curated record. Lineage: Eukaryota; Viridiplantae; Streptophyta; Magnoliopsida; Poales; Poaceae.